Molecule: messenger RNA, 612 nt
Organism: Lathyrus oleraceus (garden pea)
Lineage: Eukaryota; Viridiplantae; Streptophyta; Magnoliopsida; Fabales; Fabaceae
Exons: 2
Coding region: 1-612 (203 amino acids)
Biological process (GO): DNA integration
Molecular function (GO): nucleic acid binding
Source: RefSeq, a predicted model, not a curated record
AUGUUGAAAGAUUGCAUUGAAUUUGCCAAAAGUUGUCAAGAAUACCAAUUGCAUGGGGGCAUACAACAUGUGUCUGCAAGUGAGAUACACACCAUUGUGAAACCUUGGCCAUUUCGAGGAUGGGCUUUGGACGUUAUAGGAGAAAUAAAGCCAGCCUCGUCGAAACAACAAAGAUUUGGCAUCCCAGAAACUAUUACAAUCGACCAGGGGUCAGUAUUCAUUGGUCGAAAGGUGCAAGAUUUUGCAAAAGAAAUGGGGAUUAAGUUACUGACAUCUACUCCCUACUACGCACAGGCAAAUGGCCAAGUUGAAGCUGCUAAUAAGGUAAUCAUUAGUUUAAUAAAGAAACACAUAGGACAGAAGCCAAGGAAUUGGCACAAGACGUUAGACCAAGCCUUAUGGGCAUGUCGAACGUCACCAAAGGAAGCAACUGGAACAACCCCAUUUCGAUUGACUUAUGGGCAUGACGCGGUAUUGCCAGUAGAAAUUCAGGUCCAGACGGUCAGGAUCCAAAGGCAGUGUGAAAUACAUUCUGAAGAUUAUUGGAGCAUGAUGACGGACGAAUUAAUCGACGUAGACGAAGAAAGAAUGCUAGCAUUAGACUCACUAUAA